Molecule: messenger RNA, 4245 nt
Organism: Canariomyces notabilis
Lineage: Eukaryota; Fungi; Ascomycota; Sordariomycetes; Sordariales; Chaetomiaceae
Product: ARM repeat-containing protein
Exons: 7
Coding region: 407-4111 (1234 amino acids)
Biological process (GO): nuclear-transcribed mRNA catabolic process, nonsense-mediated decay
Cellular component (GO): cytoplasm; exon-exon junction complex
Molecular function (GO): protein binding; RNA binding
Source: RefSeq, a predicted model, not a curated record
CCACAGUUGUAACAGUAACACUUUUGCGCCUGUGCUGCGGGGCAGCGAGCGCUAAAACGCGCCUAAUGAUCCAAUCCCGGCUGGGCGAGUCACUAGAUGCAAUGUGCUGAACCCACCGAAACUUUAUCGUUCUAUCGAUUCCGUCACCAAACCAUCGACUUCAGUCGGUAGAAAGGCUCUUUCUCCCGGCCUGAGACUGGGCAAUUAUUGUCGUCACUACUCGAGCCAAAAUACUGUCAAACCUCGCGUGCCCCUAGAGGCUACUCCCUCAGAUCACCUCACCGAUGCCUGCCAUUGCUGAUGGGGAUUGCCGCUUCCGAUUCCUCAACCCUUAGCAUCUCGACGUCCGAAUGCACCGCCGCUGCCAAUCCCUUCCCGACUGCACACACCAAGCCAAGGGCCCGCCAUGGAUCGCGUAAGAAGGCAUGAGCUGCGCGACUUGAACCAGAGGGCCUGGAAUGGAGAGAAGGACCUCUUUCCCGUGGCCAAGUCCCUCGACUCGACCAUGAAGAAGAACACGGCCUUCAUCAAGCGUCUGCGCACCGCCAUAUCCCCUGCAACCCUUAACACGUUCCUUCAAGAAAUCAAGACUGUGAGCCUAUCCAAGUACCUCUCCGAAAUUGUGUCGGCCUGCCAUGAAGGCCUCUGCAAGCUCAAGUCUCCUGGAGAGAUUGAGGCUGGCGUGGAAAUCGUCAGUGCUCUUCACCAGCGCUUCGGGCCCGCAGAGUUCACGUCGUAUCUCGGAUGGUACUUGGGCAAAGCGAUGGCUACGCCCGAUAAGAGCGUUCUCAAGACACUUACGCCCGAGGCCCGAGAGAAGGAGGAAAAGGAUCGGCUGACCCGACAACGGGUCCUACUCCGUGUCGUAACAGAGCUCUGGCUCGUUGGCGUCCUGCGAACCCUCGACGAUAUCAAGCGCCCCGACGACCUCACUAACGGAACGGCUGGAAAACCGGCAGAAGUCAAGUCUCGAUCGUCUGCGAAGGGAACCGCUGCCGAACCCUUCCCUCUCGAGGUCUUGAAGGACCUUUUGGGCCAUGAUCGGGAACAUGCAAACCUCCCUCUGCUCGUUGUCUUCGUCAAGGCCUUCAGCUGGGAUGUCCUGGGAGUCAAGGCCGCCGGAUCUGAGGGCCGCAAAACUGUUGAGGAAGAUGGCGUCACCAAGGCCGGCGACGGAACUGAAGAUCCCGAGGAGGAAUCCGGACCGGCGCCCGAGGAUCCUUCUUUCACCCCGCCAGAACUGCAAGAGAGAUUCAAGAACGUACUGAAGCGCUAUUUUGAGGAUGUCAAGGGCCACCUCAUCCGUGACCAAAAAGCCAUUUACAACCAGUCGCGCAAAAAUGCCGAAGCUUAUGUCAAGUCGGGCGAGGUAUUUGAAGACCGACAGGCGAACUUUGAAAAACAGGUCAAAGCCCAAGAGCGGCUGGUCGCCAAUGCUCAGGUUAUCGCAGACGUCAUUGGAGCUGAGAUGCCAGAUCUCAAAGAAGGCGACGACUCUUCUACUAACGCAAACAGUUCGAUCGGCAUUGUGAAAGCUGGCGAGUAUCUGCGUGGCCAAGGAGACGGCUCCGGUGUCUGGGAGGAUGAGGAGGAGCGUCGCUUCUACGAGAACCUCGUUGACUUGCGGGGCAAGGUGCCCGGAAUUCUUCUCGAGGAGGUUAAGAAGAAGAAGCCGGACGCCGACGAGCAAGUUGGCAAGAGGAUCGACUCUGCCGAAGUCGCCGAGACGAUUAAUGCCGACGACGCUGCCGCCGAUGAUCAGUCUGUGGCGAUCGCAAACAAGUCAAUUGGGGCCCAAGUCGAUAUCCUGCUCGCAAGACUCCCUGAUCUCACAACGAAGGAGGCCAUUGACCAGAUGGCCAUCGACUUCUGUUUUGUAAACUCAAAAGCCUCAAGAAAUCGCCUGAUUAAAGCACUGACAGAGGUCCCAAAGGGGCGCGGUGAUCUUCUCCCAAGCUGGGCCCGGCUUGUUGCUACCCUUGGUCAAUACAUGUCCGAUAUACCUAAAGGAGUGGUGGAAUAUCUAGAUGCUGAAUUCCGCAGCCUCCAACGGCGCAAAGAGAAGGAAUUCCUGGGCCAGGUGAGACUCAGCAACAUUCGCUACCUUGCUGAGCUCACCAAGUUCGGCAUUGUGCCCGAACAUGUCGUCUUCCACUGCCUCAAGGUCAGCCUCGACGACUUCUCCCGGAUGAAUAUCGAGAUCAUUUGCAAUCUACUGGAGAACUGCGGCCGCUACCUCCUGAGAAACCCCGACACUUCGCCCCGCAUGGCGUCUUUCUUGGAAACUCUCCAGCGCAAAAAAUCCGUACAGCAUAUUGGGCAGGCCGAGAGAAUGCUCAUUGAGAAUGCUGUGUACUACGUCGACCCUCCACAGCGCCCUGCGAUUCAACAAAAGGAGAGGACGCCGAUGGAGCUCUUCAUCCGGAAGCUGGUUUACACGGAUCUGACCAAGCGGAAUUACAGCAAGAUUCUGAGGCAAAUCCGUAGGCUCCACUGGGAGGAGAAAGAGGUAGUUGCGGUCCUCCACAAGGUCUUUUCGAAACCUGGAAAGAUCAAAUAUGGCAACAUCCACCUCCUCGCCAUCCUGUUGAGCGCCAUUUACAGGUACCACACUGACUUCGUCGUUGGCGUGAUCGACUCCGUAGUUGAGUCUAUCGCCCUUGGUCUCGAACAAAACGACUUUAAGUUCAAUCAGCGCCGGAUUGCUGAGGUCAAGUACCUUGGAGAGCUCUACAACUACAGGAUGCUGGAACACCCCGUGAUCUUUGAUACCAUGUACAAGAUCAUGACAUUCGGCCACGGGGGACCACCGAUUCCUGGGCGCAUCAACCCGUUCGAUCAACCCGACGAUUUCUUCCGCAUCCGCCUGAUCUCCACGAUUCUAGAGACUUGCGGCAUGUUUUUCAACAAAGGGGCCGCCGGAAAAAAGCUGGACUACUUCCUUUCCUUUUUCCAGUAUUACAUCUACACCAAGAAUCCUUUACCCAUGGAUAUCGAGUUCCUCGUGCAGGACAUCUUUGCUCUGACGAGACCACAGUGGAAGCUUGCGUCAAAUUUGGAGGAAGCCUCCAAGAUCUUCCAGCUGGCUGUUGCGCAGGAUCAGAAGACUUCCGGGCUCGACAAGGUGGCAGAGCAAGAUGAUAGGACGAGCGGGAUGUCGACGGAUGAUGAGAACGGCGAAGAUAUGCCUCUUGCAGAGCAGGACGACUAUGAUGAGUCAGGCUCCGACGAGGGAGAUGCGGAGGAACCUGAACAGAAUCCGUCGUAUCACGAGAGCGAGUCCGAGGAAGAGGCCAUUGUCGUCACCCGAGAGGAAGAGGAGGUCGAUCCGGAAGACAAAGCAGAGUUUGAUCGUGAGUACGCGAAGAUUAUGGCUGAGAGUCUUGAGACGCGCAAGUUUGAGCGCAAGCAAGUAUUCGACAUCCCUUUGCCGGUGAGACCCAAGAACCGGGAAAAUACCACGGGCGGCGAACCUGCCGAAGGCGGAACCGGAAAUUCGAGUGGAACAAUGGCUUUUUCGCUCCUGACGAAGAGAGGCAAUCGUCAACAACAGACUCGGACCGUCGAAUUACCUUCAGACUCGACCUUUGCUGUUGCCAUGAUCAAUCAGCGGCAGGCAGCAAAGGAGGAGCAACAGCGCAUCAAGAACCUCGUGCUCAACCUUGAUCUUCGGGAAAACGAGGACACCGAUGGUGAAGAUGGCUUGACCCCUUACCGGCCCAGCUCCAGUAUUCAUCAUAUUUCUGCAGGAAACGAGAAGCCCGUUACCCACCACCAUCACAACCGACCAGACAACCGUUCGGGCAAAGAGCGCGGCGGGCAGCGCGUCCGCAAGCUGCAACUCAGCGACGUUGAUUGGUAUGAAACCCCCACAAAGCAUUCCCCAUCGGAUCGAGUGCCCUUCGCAGCUCGGCCGCUCCCAAACGGGCCGGUUGUUCGGUCAAUCGGGGCUUCAGGGGCGCACGGCCGAGUACCCUUGGCGCGUACAGAAGAGAAGAGCAUGACUAGCAAUCAUCGCAUGAACUCUACUUCAAGAAGACGCGGAGGCCGCUCCUCUGGCAAAGAACAGCAUCACGCAGGCACAUCAGUUACGAGACUUUUUCUGACAUGACCGCGUUCGGCGGGUAUAUGAUAGGACUUGAUACGGAACCAUACGGGCAUGCAUUUGACCUCAAUGACUAUGCCACAGGGCACUGAUCUGAACUGUUCCGUUGCCGAAACACGCGCUCUAGACCUGUAGCGCUU